AUGCUUAUAUGCAAGGCCGCGCCGGCCCUCAAGUUUGUAGGGACCGUGUCUCUCGGGCUACUAACGGGCCUCUCCUACACCGUGUCAAGCCUCACCCUCCCAUCGCUUCUCCAUCUCCCGUCGUCGUCGUCCGCAUCGCUGGCGCUCACGGCGCUCAACGCCUCCCUCCAAACGCCGAUUCGAGUAUUGACAUCUCUCGCUGCCAUCCCCUUUCUCUUCUCCUUCGCCUUCUCGCCGCGCCGUCUUCGACACCCUUACCUGCUCUAUACCUCGGUCCUCGCCAUACUCUCCGGCGUCGCGCCAGCCUUGCUGCCCAAGCCUGCUGCUGCAACGCCACGCAGUGUACCUGCUAAGAAACCCGUGGCCCGCGCCCGAAUGGAAUCUAGCUACGAGGUCCUGGGUGACGUUCAUAGCGAAACUGCGAGCGAAGAGGAGAUUGAUGACCUGCAUGGCGACGAGGUUCGAACGCAGCUCGAGAGCCUUGCAACAUCGUUCGUGGUGCGUGGAGGACUCUCGGCAGUUGCAUUUGUCUUGGCUGUUGUUGGAAUCUGGGGCGAUGGCGCUCCUCGUGUCGUAGUUGCUUAG
[Torrubiella] hemipterigena is the source of this 585-nucleotide messenger RNA. NCBI's taxonomy places the organism in Eukaryota, Fungi, Ascomycota, Sordariomycetes, Hypocreales, Clavicipitaceae. The record is from the annotation of a GenBank genome assembly.